Messenger RNA from Dictyostelium purpureum, 1620 nucleotides. RefSeq lists its product as uncharacterized. The record is from RefSeq and is a predicted model, not a curated record. The transcript has 2 exons. Gene Ontology annotation, molecular function: RNA binding; pseudouridine synthase activity. Lineage: Eukaryota; Evosea; Eumycetozoa; Dictyosteliales; Dictyosteliaceae. Bases 1 to 1620 code for a protein of 539 amino acids. Gene Ontology annotation, biological process: tRNA pseudouridine synthesis; mRNA pseudouridine synthesis. Gene Ontology annotation, cellular component: nucleus.
AUGAUUUUAAAUAGGUUUAAAUUUAAUAAUACAAAUACAUUAAAACACAUUCAAUUUAUAAGAAGUUUUUGCAACAGUAGUAACACAGAGUUUGAUCUUUUUGAAAAAAGAUUCAAAAGAGUUCCAAUUAAAAAUAAUAAUACUAAUAAUAAUAAUAAUAAUAAUAAUAAUGUCCCUGUUCGUCAACCAGAAAAUGAUAGAAAUAAUUUAAAGAGUUUACCAGGUCCACAAUUCAUCCCAGUCAUGACCGAAGAAAAACAAAAAUUGGCAUCGGAUGAAUCAAGAAGGGUUAUAGAGGGUCACAAGAAUGAGCUAAAUGAAUUUUAUAGAAAUAAUAGAGAAGAAAUUGAAAAGAAUUUAGAAAUCAAUACAAUAAAGAAACCUUUUGCAUUAUGUUUUGGAUAUGAUGGUACAGGUUUUUACGGCUUAUCAUACAACAAGGAUUUGAAAUAUAAAGCAAUUGAAAAUGCCAUAGAGAAAGCUUUGUUUAUAAAUGGGCAUAUUGCUCCUUCGAAUGUUGGCGAUUUAUCAAGAAUAAAAUGGAGCAGAAGCAGCAGGACUGAUAAAGGUGUACAUUCAUUAUCAACACUUAUUUCAUGUUUUAUUUUAGUCGAUGAAAAAACUAAUCAAAGAGAAGGAUUAUCUAAAGAAACAAUCGAAUCGAUUAACAAGCAUUUACCAGAAUCUGUAAGAUUAUUAUCAGGAACACGUAUUUCAAAGAGUUUUAGAGCAAGAAGAGGUGUAUGUGAAAGAACCUAUCACUAUAUGGUACCAAAAAAAUAUUUAGAGGGCAUUUCAAUCGACCAUAUGAAUGAAAUUUUAUCAAAUUAUAUUGGUAAUUUCAGUUAUCACAACUACACAAGCCAAAGAAACACCUAUUUAGCUGAAAAAAAUAAAAAACAAAGCGAGGAUGAUGAUGAUGAGGAUGAAGGAGAAGAUUUUGAAGAAGAGAAUCAACCAAAAACUAUAUUAUCGCCAACAACUGUUACAAUAGAUAGAAUAUCAGAAAAAAAAAUGUUUAGGGUCAAUCCAAAGAAUAUGAGAACCGUAAAGAAAUUUUAUGUAGAAAGCGACCCAAUUCUUAUUAACAAUCAAGAAUGGUUUAGAUUUGUAGUUACAGUUGCUAAAAAAAUACAGCCAAUAGAAGCUUUAAAAGUAUCAAUCGACUCACCAUUUAUUGUAUCAACACCAACAGCACCACCAUUUUCACUCUACCUUUACGAGUUUGAAUUUGAAAAUAAUAAAAAACAACCAGUUUGUACCAAAACAGCAUUCUCAGAUACAUACAAAACAUUUAAAAAAGAAUUUUUAUCUAAUCAACUACAUCAACGAUUUGAUCAAAUAGAAAGGGAUACCAACCAAUUCAGCACAUUUUUCGAAGAGCUACAACAGCAUCAAUUCCUUUUAGAUGAUUUACCACAUGUCAUAGAAUUAAAUAAUGAAUUUAAAAGAGAAAAAGCAGAAAGACAAAAGAUGCACGAAGAAAGAAAAUUACAAAGACAGGAACAAAGAGAAAGAGAAAGACUAGAAAAAGAAAUGCAAGAAAAAGAAAUGCAAGAAAAAGAAAAUCAAGAUGAAGAAGAUGAAAAUGAAAAUAAAAACAAAGAGGAUCAAAAGUGA